AUGAGUACGAAAUCGUUUACUUCAUUACUUCCAGAGCCUAAAAAUAUUAAUACUAAUAAUGAAAUUGAGGCUAUAAGGUCUUUACCAUCGAGCAAUGAGCCUAAGGGUGAUGAUAUAUUAGUUAGUGUUGCAGAGCAAAAUAUAGCGUCAGAGGUCUCAUUUCAGGAUUUCAUUCCAAUUAGGCAGCGUGAUUUUGAUAUAAACAUUCCUUUACCCUCUGAUGCUAGUGUUAAUGAGACAUAUGUGAAGACUAAAGCUUUUUUUGAUACAUUAAUAAACACGAAACUUCGUGCAGCAGGCGAUAAUAGAAAGACCCACGAUAGUAUAGACGAGUCCAUUAAGGUUCAAGGCGGAUUUGGUAAUCAGGAGAAUGAACGUAUCGUCAGGGUUGUAGACCAUGUUUCUGACCCGCUUCAGCCUUCGCAUAUGAAGAUUAAAAAGGUUCUUGCAAAACCCUCAGAGGAGCCACCUGCUCCUAUUUUGCAUAAAAGUGAUGCGAGGCUUUCAAAGGAAGAGCGGGACAAGUGGGAAAUUCCGGCUGCUGUUUCUAGUUGGAAGAAUCCAAACGGAUAUACUAUAGGACUCGAUAAGAGGGUAGCUAUGGAUGGGAGGUAUACAGAGUCCGAAAUGGGUGGCCAUGAACUCAGCGAGAGAUUUGUCGAGUUAGCUGAAGCAUUAGAUUUUGCAGAUAAGAAGGCCAGGAAGGAGCUUGCAGAGAAGGCGGAAGCAAGGAAACAACUUGCAGAAUUAGAGUCCAGAGAGAAAGAGGAGAAACUUCGAAAACUGGCUCAAAAGGCUAGAGAAGAAAGAGAGAGGUCCAGGUAUCAACGAAACCAGAAAAACAUGGGUCCUGAAGUUGAGGCUUCUCGUAGAGAGUACGAACGAAAUCAAAAAAUGCAGCAAAUGGACAAGGAGGUACGGUUAUCGAAACUAAGUACCGCGGACAAGUUAAGAGCUUUGGCGCAUGCGCAAGGGAGAGACGUAUCUGAAAAAGUAAUAUUGGGGGCUGCAAAAUCUUCAGACGCUCCAGAAGUGCAUUAUGAUGCGCGAUUGUUUACUAGAGGAGCCAAUGCAGCAGCAAAACGCUCAGAAGAUCAAACAUACGAUACUCCAUUAUUCUCGCAACGCGACCUAGGUUCAAGAUUUAUAUCAGCGAAGUUUACAAAGGCUGAAACAACAAUAGAAAAAACGAUUAGUAGCAUAAAAGAGGACGUCCGGUUUGAUGAACUCCACGGAAAACGUUCUAGGGCAGGGUCAGAAAACUCAUCUGAGAUGGAUCAUAAGAAUGAUGAUGACUCUAAGGUUUACGGUCUCCAGGUUAAAAAGCAUAAAAGUUAG
This is a messenger RNA of Eremothecium sinecaudum, 1338 nucleotides long. RefSeq names its product mRNA splicing protein PRP45 (gene PRP45). Gene Ontology annotation, biological process: mRNA splicing, via spliceosome. The record is from RefSeq and is a predicted model, not a curated record. Gene Ontology annotation, cellular component: spliceosomal complex. Lineage: Eukaryota; Fungi; Ascomycota; Saccharomycetes; Saccharomycetales; Saccharomycetaceae. The transcript has a single exon. Bases 1 to 1338 code for a protein of 445 amino acids.